Molecule: messenger RNA, 1764 nt
Organism: Astrephomene gubernaculifera
Lineage: Eukaryota; Viridiplantae; Chlorophyta; Chlorophyceae; Chlamydomonadales; Astrephomenaceae
Source: the annotation of a GenBank genome assembly
GGAGGGGGAGCUGCGGGACUACCGCAACAGGGCGCAGGCGCUCCUCAAGUCCAAGGAUGCGGAGAUUGCUCGCGCGCGUGACACCGCCGCCUCCGCCGCCGCCGCCGCGGAGAGUGAGGAGCUGGCGGCGGUACGGCAGCAGCUGGCGGCGGCGCUGGCGGCGGCAGCGGCGGCGGAGCGGGAGGGCGCGGAGGCGCUUGAGAGGGCGGCGGCGGAGGCGGCGGAGGAGGUGGAGCGGUUGAAGAUGCAGCUUGACGCCGCCCAGUCCUCCUCCACCUACUACCAGGAGCUGCUGCAGCGGGCGCAGGCCGCCGCGGAGGAGGCGGGCCGGCGGUCGGAGGCGCUGGAGGCGCGGCUGGCGCACCAUCAGGCGCAGCUGGGGCUUGAGGGCGGGGCGACGGCGGAGGGUGGGCAGCAGCGGAGGGGCGCGGCGGAGGAGGAGCUGGAGGAGGCGAGGGCGAGGAACGCGGCACUUGAGUCCGACCUGGCCGCCACUGUGGGCGAGCUGCGCUCCCACCAGGCUGCCAGCGAGGCGCUGAUGGAGGCCAAGGACGCGGAGGUGCUGGGGCUGGUGCGCAGGAACGCACUGCUGCAGGAGGAGAUGGUGGCGGUGCGUCAUGCGCUGGCGGCGGCUGAGGCAGCGGCUGCGGAGGCGCGCGCGGCUGCGGAGGCGGCUCAGGCGCAGGCGGACGCUGCGGCUUCGCAGCUGGAGGCGCGGGCUCGGCGGGCCGCGUUGCUGGACGAUGAAGACCGGUUGCAUGAGGCCGCUCUCGCCGCCUUCAACCCGCCGCCCGUUGUCGCGCCGACCUCGGCCCACCACACCCCGCCCCUCUCCUCCGACCAUGCCGCUUCUCGGGCCGGCGUUGACGGCGGCAGCCGAGCACACAGCAACAGCGACGGCACCGCCGCCAUGACCGCAUCCACCGCUGCUGCUGCCGGUGCCCUUCCUCCCAGCGCCGGUGGGAGCGGACAUCCUGGGGUGGACAUCCUGGGCACCCUCAUCCGGCCCGAGUCCCUCUCCUUGUCCGCCGUGGGCGCGGGUGCAGACGGCCCCGCAACGGCAGGGGCAACGGAGCCGCGAUCCCGCUCCUCCCGUUCAGGUACAGCAGAUGGGUACGAUGAAGGUACGGCGACGUUGCCGCUCUCCACUUCCGCCUCCGCCUCAGCUGCUGCGCUGCCGGCGCUGCUGACGUCAUCAACGACGGCCGACAUGGACACCGCCCCGAGGUCCUCCUCCUUCCUGGUCGCUGCUGCCGGGUACCGACGUAGCGGUGGCGGCGGUGGGGUUGAAGCAGCAGCCGUCGACCUGUCGUCAUCCCUUCACGCCCACCAUCACCAUCACCCUUCCCAUGCGCAUGCUGCUGCCGCUGCUCGCGAGGAGGAGGUGUCCCGGCUCCGGAGCCAGGUUGCGGUGCUGGAGUCGGAGGUGGUGGAGCUGGAGAAGGAGGUGGCGCUGCGGGAGGAGAUGGAGCGGGCGCUCAAGGAGAGCGUGAGGGACAUGGAGCGGGCCAUGCAGCGGCAGGCGAAGGGCUCCAGCGCUAUCGACGCGGAGUACCUGAAGAACACCGUCAUCAAGCUCUUCCUGACGGGCGAGGCGGAGCAGCUGCUGCCCGUCUUCGCAACCAUCCUGUCGUUCAGCCCGGAGGAGCAGCGGCGCUGCAGGGAGGGGCUGGCGGCCAUUAACAGGGGUGAGGUGCCGCUGCCCGCUGCCGCCGCCGCGGUGGACGCGAGCAUCAGCGCCCUCACCAGCCUGAGUGCAUGGAC